UGAUGGGGCACUGGCAGGGCUGGAGACAUGCUUUGUAUUGGCAGGCUGAUGAGGACACUUGUCCCCUCCCUGCUUCCACACCUCCCUCCCCGCCGUGCGCCACGGUACCGCAUUGGCAUUAGUGAAGCAUCUGAACACCGACAAGGAACUUCAGGGAAAGGCUUCUAGAUAUCCUCUACUUUAGAGGAAAAACGAAGAAAAAAAGGCGCGCAGGCCCCGCAGGAACCCGCCGUGCGUAAAGCUUUUGCGCACACCGCUGCGUCGCUUUGGAGUCUGAACGGAAGCGCUUCUCCUCGAGCAUCAGAGCGCAGUGCCAGGAUGCAAAACGGGAGCAUCGACGUCUGAAGGUGACAUGAACCUGAGGAUAACCCAGAGCAGCGGACGCACGCCCAGCAAAAAGUGGAGAUAGCAACUGAAAACCGUCUGUGUCUUGAACCAACGACUGCGCUCAUUUCAGCGGCUCCUUUUUACGCACAGAACAAGGAGCUGCGCCCCAAAGUAGCCUCGUUUUUUUACUGACUGGAUCAAUUCAUCGACCAGAAGACCGUCUAGAACUAACAGAAAAAACCGAAAUGGCGACGUUAAUCAAAGGCAAACUCUCUAAUAAACUGACGAACGCAGCCAACGCUGUGUCCAACAAAUCCCAGGCGAAGGUGAGCGGCAUGUUCGCCAGGAUGGGCUUCCAGGCCGCCACCGACGAGGAGGCUCUAGGCUUCGCCGCCUGCGAUGACCUGGACUACGACCACCGGCAAGGCAUGCAGAUGGACAUUCUGACAUCGGAUGAGAUCGGAGGAGAAGGGAGCGGAGACGGGGACGCACUGGAGGGGGACAGCCACUAUCAGAGGGAUGGCACCGGUCCUCCAAACUCUGCCUCAAAGGACGGAGGAUCGCCCAACGAGCUGGCAGAAGUCAAACCAAAAAUCACCGCAUGGGAGGCGGGCUGGAACGUUACGAACGCAAUCCAGGGCAUGUUUGUCCUCGGGUUGCCCUACGCCAUCCUGCACGGAGGAUACCUCGGACUGUUUCUCAUUAUUUUCGCCGCCGUUGUGUGUUGCUACACCGGGAAAAUCCUCAUCGCCUGCCUGUACGAGGAGGACGAGGACGGGCAGCUCGUGCGCGUCAGGGACUCUUACGUGGACAUUGCCAACGCCUGCUGCGCGCCCAGAUUCCCCUCUUUAGGCGGCCAUAUCGUGAAUGUAGCCCAAAUCAUAGAGCUGGUGAUGACGUGCAUCCUGUAUGUGGUGGUCAGCGGUAACCUGAUGUACAACAGCUUCCCCAACAUGCCGAUCUCCCAGAAGUCGUGGGCCAUCAUCGCCACCGCCGCUCUCCUCCCGUGCGCCUUCCUCAAGAACCUGAAAGCCGUCUCCAAGUUCAGCCUGCUGUGCACGAUGGCCCACUUCGUCAUCAACGUGCUGGUGAUAGCCUACUGCCUCUCCAGGGCGAGGGACUGGGCCUGGGACAAGGUCAAGUUCUACAUCGACGUCAAGAAGUUCCCCAUCUCCAUUGGGAUUAUCGUGUUCAGCUACACCUCGCAGAUCUUCCUGCCGUCUCUGGAGGGGAACAUGCAGAAACCCAGCGAGUUCCACUGCAUGAUGAAAUGGACUCACAUCGCUGCCUGCAUCCUCAAGGGCCUCUUCGCCUUAGUGGCCUACUUGACCUGGGCCGACGAGACCAAGGAGGUGAUCACAGAUAACCUGCCCCCGGGCAUCCGAGCCGUCGUCAACCUUUUCCUUGUGGCCAAAGCUUUGCUCUCCUACCCGCUGCCGUUUUUCGCUGCUGUUGAGGUUUUAGAGAAGACAUUUUUCCAGGAUGGGGGACGCGCGUUCUUUCCAGACUGCUACGGAGGCGACGGACGCCUAAAGUCGUGGGGACUGACUCUCCGGUGUAGUCUCGUCGUGUUCACCUUGCUCAUGGCCAUCUACGUGCCGCAUUUCGCCCUCCUCAUGGGCCUCACCGGCAGUCUGACCGGCGCAGGCCUCUGCUUUCUGCUUCCCAGCAUCUUCCACCUCAAGCUUUUAUGGAGAAAGCUGCUAUGGCACCAGGUUUUCUUUGACGUGUCCAUCUUUGUAAUAGGCGGUAUAUGCAGCAUAUCCGGUUUCAUCCAUUCGAUGGAGGGGCUGAUAGAGGCUUUCAAAUACAACAUAGAAGAAUAGAUGCAUCGACGGAACUAGGUGUUAAGUGCUAAUCACCAUUUUAGUGAAAACAUUAAAAGAAAGGCUCCCCUUACCCCGCUUAACUCAUGCGUAAAAGCGCGCACGGAGCUCGCGUUGGCACUCAUGCACUAUCGUAUAAAUUCACACUCAAACGUGGCGGCACUGAUGGAAUCUCAAACAUCAACAGAACACCAUACAGACAAUACAUGUUGUAAAAAAAAUAUGCGAGUUAAAUAAUAAAAAAACACUUUUUUUCAGUGGAGUGACCGUUUACAAUGUAGAAGAAAAUUGCAAAAAGGGCAGUUUGCCUUUUCGUGGCUCUUUGUGGUGCUUCCCCACCAGAGACUUCAUGAGUUUGUGAUGGUUGGACACACUAUGAUUUAAUGAUGAUCAGAUUUGCUUAAGUUGAGGGCAAAAUAUGGGGUAAAAAAACGUCUUUACGCGCGUAAAAUCGUCUUAAAUCUGGGGUUAAAACCACAAAUCAACAACAGAAAAAUGCACAAAAGCAGAGGCAAAAAAUGUGUUUAAAUAAAUAAAAAAUAAACUUUAAAAGUAAAUAAUGAGACAUAUUGGUAUUUUUAAUGAAGUGGAAAAAUACCAGAACAUAGCAGCUAUACAAACUAUGCAUUGAAUGUAUGAUAUCUCUGACACAAGCAGAAUUAAACUAUGUAGAAACAAUAAAACACAAUCUAAAUUUUAGUUCAAAUGUGUGAAGGCUUUCGUGUGGGCCUUUAUUUUACUUUAUUUUUAUUUUUAGGUAUAACCCCUCACCUCCCCAUACAAUCCCAGUCCAAAUUCUGUCCAGACGGGGACGCAAAUCUGAAAUAUGACUCCCAAUUUACCAGGAUGCAUUCAGAACCACGUGGCCAGCUUUUAACCAACACUAGAGAGUCUUCUAGAAAAUUCGGUGUCUGAAUAUAUAGGGGAAACAAAAAAAAGGUCAGAUUUACUCAAGAGGAAAAAUUGCGCAUUCAGACAUUUUUCAUUCUGUGCAAUCCAAUGGGUUCUGUGGAAAUGUCAAAACCGUAUGUGUAGUGUGUUCUUGUGGUUUCAAAAAGAUGGAAUGUAUAUCUCAAACUCGUUAUUAUAUAUCGUGAAAUUAAUAUUAAAUAAUAAAGAAUUAAGUGAAAUUAUAUUGUACAAAAAAUGUGUGUGGUUUUAUGUAAAACGAAAAAAAAGAAAAGAAAAAGCUACGGUCAGAUGGUGUAUUUUCCUCCCCCUCUAUAAUAAAAGACAGAAAAAAUACA
This is a messenger RNA of Oryzias melastigma (Indian medaka), 3400 nucleotides long. It is a transcript of the gene slc32a1, whose product is annotated as solute carrier family 32 member 1. The record is from RefSeq and is a predicted model, not a curated record. Gene Ontology annotation, molecular function: amino acid transmembrane transporter activity. Lineage: Eukaryota; Metazoa; Chordata; Actinopteri; Beloniformes; Adrianichthyidae. Gene Ontology annotation, cellular component: vacuolar membrane. Gene Ontology annotation, biological process: amino acid transmembrane transport. The transcript is spliced from 2 exons. Bases 573 to 2153 code for a protein of 526 amino acids.